Molecule: messenger RNA, 11549 nt
Organism: Acinonyx jubatus (cheetah)
Lineage: Eukaryota; Metazoa; Chordata; Mammalia; Carnivora; Felidae
Product: ATP synthase subunit ATP5MJ, mitochondrial-like
Exons: 1
Coding region: 10164-10346 (60 amino acids)
Cellular component (GO): mitochondrion
Source: RefSeq, a predicted model, not a curated record
CUCCAGCCCGCUUCUUUUCUAAGGGGUCUUUGAAAAGCUUGACCGGUGCACGCAGCAGAGAGAGUACCUUCUGAAUCUCGGUUUUGCUUCUAUUUAUUUCUUUUGUCAAAAGUAAAUAUGAGGCAUUUCAGAGGGCAAAGCGUGUAGUUCUUAAACAUCUCUCAUUUUGCCCCCCCCCAACCCCCACCUAACUUUGGGAAAUGAUAAUUUCUCCGCAAUUUUAUGUCUUAAGGGUUGUCAGACAUGAGGGCUCAACUCGAAGUCUGCAGAGGAAGAGUACUUAUGGGGCGUCCCUGAAAUGGCAGCAAAGCUGGGUUGGAAUAAUUGAUUCUUUUGGAUUUUUUUUUUUUUCUUCCAUGGCCUCAGUGUCCAUUGGAUUCAGGCUAACCUGAGUGACUUAUUUAGAAUUAAACUUAACAGUUUUUCUUCUUCUAAGAGUAAAUGCUGUCAUAUGGGGAAGGUAAAUUUUAAACUGGUUGGCACUUGUGGUUUGCUUGGAACUCGAUCUUCUAAUGGUCCUUUAUCCAAAGCAAAAACCAGGAUCAAUUAAAAAGUUUCAUUUGAAUUAAUUUUGAGAGUCGUGAAACUAUCCUCACUUCUCAAAAAAUUUCAGUAUAUACUUAUUUGGGAUAACUAAAAUUUCACACCACUGUUGUAAACUUUUCAACAAGGGUUUGUUACACUCUGAAAAAUGGAAGAUUUUCAAGUUGGGGAGUGCAUUUCAAGUUGGGGAAGGUGCUGAUAUUUGGAAAACUAGAAUUUGUGAGAAACGGAUUCAUUCUCUUAAUAAAUGAGAUACUGACACCUAAUUAAAAUGUUAAUUUGAUAAAUAUUAUGAAUAACAUGGUUUUUUUCAUAAUAAUGAAUUGAUCUUUGGCAACCCUAGAUCUAGAGUAUAUAAAGUUAUUUAAAUUUAAUUAACUACUUUGAGAUACAAGAUACAUGUGGCAGAACUUUUUUUUUCCUUCAAAAUAUAAUUAAGUGCAAUAUUGUGGUCCUGAAUCCUCAGUUUGUACCUGGGUAUGCUUACAAUUUUUCUAACUGCUGUGGCCCAUGUAAAAAUUUUUUUUUUCUUUAAGUAGAAUGCCAAACAAUAAGUCAAUAAACAGUAUGUGUUUAGUAUGGAUAUGACAACUUUUAAAUAGCCAUUAUGAAUAAUGCUUCAAGUGUUUUAUGAAAAACUAUGCUUUUAAAAUUUUAAAUUAUUAGGGUUUAAAAAAAUAACUCUUAAAGUUGACACUGUGAAUAUUUUAAAAAUGGUCUAUGAACUAUAAUUGUUAACAUGUAAAGGCUUUGUUGACCAAGAACAGGAAAAAAAAUUAGGUCACUGUACACUAUGAAAAAAUAAUUUUAAAAAUUCUCAUGCUUUAAUUAUUAUAAAUGAAUUGCUGAAUUUAUUUUGUGAAGUCAUAAAUCAAUAUUCAACACUAUUUUUUUCUUAUUCCUAAUCAUUUCACUUCUCCAGACUAACAUGCAGAAUAAUGUAAAUCCAUGGAAACUAGAGUGUUUCCCUGUAAAUGUUAAUACUCUUGGAUUCAUUUAUUUAAUGUGAAACAAAGAAAUUAUUAAAUAAAUAGCAUAAUUUGGGAUAUAAUGCCCUUAACAAAGACUUUUAGAUAAGCCUGAAUAAAGGCUCUCUGGAAAAGAAAGGAAUGAAAACUUGUAUAGAAUUUGGUUUAGAAUGCACAAACUAUAAAUGGAAAGAGAUGGAAUCUGGAAUAUAGGCAGUGAUCAACUGUGAGUUUAUAUGUCUAGAUUAAAUUCAUAGGUCCAUAGAGAUGGAUGGUAUAUAGUAUGCUUAAUGCAAAAACUUGAAAGAAAAGAAAAGGUUAAUGAUAUGAAUUUGGCUGUGCUACUUGAGGACAGAGUAUUUGAUGCAGUAAAAUAUCUAGUUCUUUACCCGAGAUUGACUAAUCUGGUCCAUGUGUUUGAUAUUUAAAAUAUUUUUAUAUUAUCUUGACAUUUUGGUCUCAAUAUAAAUAAAUUUAACCUGGAAUGUAUACCUCUCAUUUCUUGGUAGUAUAAGAAAGUAGAAUACUUUAUGGAAUACCUUUAUUUUCUGCCUAAUUUGGUGGUAAAAUUAACAUGCUAUAGUUUAUUGUAAAAUGUGAAGCUGUUUAGUCAUUCCUUCAACAUAUAAAAUCUUUUUAAAAUUCAUUCAUCAAUAGAUGUUUAUUGAGACUUUCUAUUAUGAUUUCAGAUGAAAUAAGCUUUGAAAUUGAAAUUUUGUCAUGUAAAAAUGAAAAGUUAAUGCAUAUAAUAAAUCAAAAGCUGUAACUUUUUUCUUUUCUCACAAUCUUUGAUCCUAAGUAUUUUCUAUCCAAAGACUUUUGAUGUUGCUAAGUUUUGUUAUUUGUGUUAUAGUAACAGUAUCUUCUUCUUUUUGUUAUGGUUGAGAAAUGAGGUGGUUCACAAAAAUGGAUUUCAUAGGUAUUGGCAUGUUUCUCAUUUAAUAUAAAACCUUUCUAUUUAAAUGAUACUGGGUAGAGAUCUUUCUAAGUGUAUUUAUUACACAGCCCCCUCCCUGUCUUAUAAACAAAGUACAUGAGAGAUCACUUUAUCUUGGUAACCUUGAGUCACUAUUCUGACCAUCAGGUAAUGUUCUAUAGUAUAUUCUUAUGGGGGAUUUGAACUGUGCAGAGCUGAAUGCCCCUACACUAAAUAUUCCAGGGUUAUUGAACAAAUUUUGUUUCCUUGAUGUCAGCUUCUGCUUCUUAUCACAUGGCUUUUGUGGAAGCCAUUUUUCAUUUCUAGGUCCCUUUCUAUGCUUUGGAUGGUUGAGUUUUACAGAGAUAUAGCCUCCAAAUGGUGGAGUUUACUAGCCCUCCAUUAUGAGCAUAUGAAGGAUGAAAUGGUAAAGUUCAAAGGAACAAAAAUGACAGAAUAUAAUUUUAGAAAAUUCCUGUGUGUACUUCCUAUGAUCCAAUAUGCUAUUUCACACUUCCAUGUCUUCACUAAGAUUUUCAGCCCAUUUUCUACCUGGUUAUGCUUACUCAUCCUUCGCUCUGCAGGUGCCCUCCUUCUGAUGACCUUCUCUGAUGCCUUCUGGUGGUCUCCCUACUGGUCCCUCACCUCCCUUCACCUAGGCCAAGGUCCUUUCCUUUCUGUACACACUUCUGCCAGUUGUAUUUAUUGCUUUAAAUGUUUCUAACCCCACUGGUCUUUAAGCUCUUAGAGGGCAGAGAGUAUGUUUUAUUUUUGUGUGCUCGGUGUCAGAAAUGGUUUCUGUUCAUAAAAGACCCUCACAGUUUGUUGCAUUCAAUUAAGAAAAUAGUGCUGAAAAGUAAUUUUCAUUAUGUUUAUAUGACACCUUUUAUUUAAUUAAUUUCUAUGAGUAGGAGAUUGGUGCUAGCAAUUCUUUGAUAGAACUCAGAAAAAUUUUAAAGUAUUUAAUUAAAUGGUAUAAUAGAAAAAACAGAGAAAACAAAAAUGUUAUUUUUUUUUUUGGCUAAACUAGCCUUAAGGCAAAAUCUUAUCUAUUAGCUAUACAUCAGCAGAUUUCAGGAUUACAUGUAAGUCUAUUAAAAUAUGAAUCAAAUAUGAACAGAAAUUUGCUUUCUCAGUCAGUAAGAUAGAAAUGACACUGUAAAAUUAGCAUACAACUUUCCAGUAAUACCUUUUUAAUACAUUAUUAUAAACUUGUCAAUAUAUUAACUGUAUAUACUCACUUAUUUAGUACUAAAAUGUUAGUCAUAGAUCUUUUAUCAGACAUUCAAUGUAGACCAUGUAUGAGAAGAACUGAGUGAUUAAUACAGAAACUUGCCUGUAGUAGGUGCUCAAUAAAUGAUGUUUUCAUGCUAAGGGUUCAUUAAUUAUUGUGAAAAGAGAUUCUAAACAUCACAAGGAUAUAGAGUGCAUUCUGCUAUCUAGCUUUUUAAAAAUAUAACUCUUCAUUAGCUGGUAUAUUUAUAAUAAUUAAAAAGCAUAAGGAUGACUCUAAGGCCUUUUGAAUCACUAAAAAAAAGAUGAAAUAAUGAAACAAUUAUAUUUCUAUUAUAUGUAGAUUAUUUGAAAUGUAACCUAUGUAUAACAGUUAUUAUUACUAUAUAACCUAUCAAAAUACUUUAAUCCCCAGUGAUUAUGAAUAAUUUUUUCAGUCUUAAUUGAAAUCUGCUUUCUGCAUCCAAAAUUAAAGUUCUUAGAGUCCAAAGUGUUGUAGAGUAAAUCGAAAUAGUGUGGAGUUGAUACCAUAUUAUAUUAGAUAUGUGUUUCAUCUAAGAGACAUAAAAAGUAAGUGUUUAAUAAAAGAUAUGAAACAGAAUAAAAUGUAUUAAUGGAACAAUACUUUUCACUCAUUGUCAAAAAUUCAAAAUCCACUUACCUCCUGACUUUUUGUAUCAAUAGAAUUGGCAGCAUAUUACAAAUUGUAUUUGUUAAUGUAUGUUCUUAGAGAUGAAAUUUUUGGUACCUCAGAUUAUUUGUGGGUUUAUAAAGGAAACUUUUUAAAAUAAGAGAAAUUGAAAACAUUUCAGUAGCAUCACUGAUGAAACAAUACAAAGCUACAUUUUUUAGUUAUAACUCCUAAUUAUCUAAAAGAUUACUUAACUAGAUUUCUUGCUUAUUUUGGUUGUUAACAUACCUGUAGCCCUUCCUAGACUGUCAGGUUCCAAAGCAUAGGCAUAUUUUUUAUCAUCAGCCCAUUCCUCAGCACAUAGUACAACAACAGUCAUAUUUAUUGAACAAAUUAAUGAAUGAGUUGCCUGUGUGUUUCGUCAUUUGAUUAUUUAUUUGUUCAGCUUUUAGGGCAAAGAGAGUAAAGAAAAUAAUGACAUUGAAACUAGUUAAUUAUGCUGGUUAAUUUGUCAGAGGUACUGUAAAAGGUUUGGUAGAAGAGUCUGGAAUGUUGGCUAAAUCUAACAAUAUGAAUAGUACCAUCUUUUUCUAAUCCAAUAUUGACUCUACUCUGGGCAAAAUAAUAUAGUGCCCUCUAACUUAUGGAUUUGUUUAAAAUUUUUGCAGCAUUCUUUAUGUCAAUGAAGCACUGCACUUUCCACAAUAAACCAUUUUCCACAACAAAUGUUUUGAUUCUUAAAGUUGACAAUAAUAUACUUUACUUAAUUUGAGUUCUCUAACACAGCUUAUCAGUUCACUUGCAAAGUGAUAUCUAUUUGAGAGACUAUUAACUUAUCAGAAUAUUUGGCACAUCAGAAGAGUUUCCUGUAAUAGUAGUCAUGUAGGCUGUGGAUAUGAAAAAAGAUCAUGCUCACAAACCUACAAACAUUUUUAUAGAUGUGGAAUUACAUCAUAAUUAAUAUAUAAUAAUAGCUCCAGUCUGAAAACUAAGUAACUAAUUUUUAUAAUAUUUAACAACUAAUCAUUUUUGCUAUCAUCUAUCUUUAUCUCUGUAAUUAGGAAAGGACUUGCUAAUACUCAUUAAUAGUUGAUUUUAUGCUUGCAUGCAGUAUAGACAGUACCAUGUAUGUGCAUCAGAGGCUAACUUGAUUUAAAUUUCAUUUGACUUUCAUGAGUAUCAUUUACCAAAUUUUAAUGUGUUGAAGAUUAUCAAUGUAUAAAUUUAUACUCUGACCUCAAAGUGAAACUUUUUUUAAUCAACUCUUUGAAACUCUUUGAAAUAUUAGCAUUUUAUAAAUGUGAUGAGUAAGAUUACGGUUCUGCACUCUUGGUUUUUUUCCUGUGCAUAUUUGCUCAUGUAAAAUUAUUGAGUUAAGAACAUCAUUAACUCUUCUAUUCCCUGUGUUUAAUUAAGUACCUAUAAAGGCUCAGGCUAAGGUGGUUGGGACAUGCUUUUGUUACAGUGUAGUAACCAACUGCUCAAUAACAAAAAAAACACAUCAUGAUUAUAUAUUAUAAAUUUUUAAAAUACUUAUUAUAAGUGUUGGGGGUACUUCUUGUCUUAUUUUUAUGUUCAGAGUUAAAGAAUGUGAAGAAUUGUUAAAUAUUUUGAGUGAUUCAACUUUGAAACACAGAUAGUUUAAAAACUAUUCUGAAAUACAGGUGCUUGGGUGGCUCAGUCACUUAAUCAUCUGACUCGAUCUCAGCUCUAGUCUUCAUCUCAGGGUCAUAAAUUCAAGCCCUGUGCUGGGCUCUGUGCUGCAUGUGAAGCCUACUAGACAAACAAACAAACAAACAAACAAACUCUCCUGAAAUAAUAAGGUGAAACUCUUGCAAGUGGUAACAGUUUUUAUAUAUAUGCAUCUUCAUUUUAUUCAUAUUGACAAGACAAAAUAUAGAAUAAUGUAUGUGUUGAUGCUGAUAUAAACUGUAAGUUUUAUCCAUAUCUAUAGAUUUUUAGUUUUUAUUAAAAGGCAUAUUGUUCUCAUUGUUUGACCUUCUGGUAAUUAUUACAUAUUUGAACUUACUAUACUGUAUACUACUAAGAUACUCCUCUAUGUAUUUUAUGCAUGGCAAUCUCUGUAAGAUUUCAUUUGAAAAAUGAAGUCUCUCUUCAAAAAAAAAUUUAAAAACUCCUGGGAUAGAAAUAGAUGCUUUAUAACUAAGUAGUCUCUGGAAGCCAGUAUUGUCUAAGAUUCAGCAAGUUCUGUAAGUUGUGAUUGUCAGAAAUUAAACUCCUUUUCCCUUGGUUCUACAACUUCCUUUGUUAAGGCUAAGCUUCCUAACUUCAUUUUGGUACUGUGGAUGUUAUGUUGUGCCAUUCAAACCUUGAGAAAUAGCUGGCCCAUUGGGCUGCAUGAGAUAUUUGUCUAAAGCAGUUGUGUGCCAGUGGAUUCAAGGGGACCAAAUGAGAGAAGUUAUUCGUAACUGGUGUAAACCACCAAUUUGCUACCUGUCUUGGUUUGAGAAUUAUUUCAGCAGGACAAAAGACUUUAUGGACCAUUCUAACCAACACACUUCUGCUUACUACCAUAAAAACAAAAUUCAGUGGGUGAACAAUUUAGGAUGAGUCAUUAUUUUAACAUUUUUCAUGCAUUGUAGAAAUAAGAUUGUGAGCUUGUUUGAUAAACAAUAAUUCAGUAGAAGAUAGACACUUGGCAUUUGUGAAUAUAACCUGUUGUUUUGACUCUUUGUGAGUGAUCCUGAAGGAAUACAAUAAUAUGUGGAAAUUUGUAAAUGUUAGGGCUUUUGUAAAGGUUUAAAUAGGAUAAUGUAUAUAAAAGUCCUAUCUCACCUUUUUUUGCACAUUUUUUAAUUGGGUUCUCUUUUUUCUUACUGAUUUGAAGAAGUUAUUUAUAUAUCCUACUUGGUUUUUUAAAAUUUAAUUUAUUUUAUUUUUUAAAUUUACAUCCAAGUUAGUUAGCAUAUAGUGCAACAAUGAUUUCAGGAGUAGAUUCCUUAAUGCCCCUUACCCAUUUAGCCCAUCCCCCCUCCCACAACCCCUCCAGUAACACUCUGUGUGUUCUCCAUAUUUAAGAGUCUCUUAUGUUUUGUCGCCUCCCUGUUUUUAUAUUAUUUUUGCUUCCCUUAUGUUCAUCUGUUUUGCAUCUUAAAGUCCUCAUAUGAGUGAAGUCAUAGGAUAUUUGUCUUUCUCUGACUAAUUUCACUUAGCAUAAUACCCUCCAGUUCCAUCCACAUAGUUGCAAAUGGCAAGAUUUCAUUCUUUUUCAUCCUGAGUAAUACUCCAUUGUAUAUAUAAACCAAAUCUUCUUUAACCAUUCACCAGUUGAUGGACAUUUGGGCUCUUUCCAUACUUUGGCUAUUGUUGAUAGUGCUGCUAUAAACAUUGGGGUGCACGUGCCCCUUCGAAACAGCAUACCUGUAUCCCUUGGAUAAAUACCUCAUAGUGCAAUUGCUGGGUCGUAGGGUAGUUCUAUUUUUAAUUUUUUGAGGAACCUCCAUACUGUUUUCCAGAGUGGCUGCACCAGUUUGCAUUCCCACCAGCAGUGCAAAAGAGAUCCUCUUUCUCUGCAUCCUCACCAACAUCUGUUGUUGCCUGAGUUGUUAGUGUUAGCCAUUCUGACAGGUGUGAGGUGGUAUCUCAUGGUGGUUUUGAUUUGUAUUUCCCUGGGGAUGAGUGAUGUUGAGCAUUUUUUCAUGUGUCGGUUGGCCAUCUGGAUGUCUUCCUUGGAGAAGUGUCUAUUCAUGUCUUUGCCCAUUUCUUCACUGGAUUAUUUAUUUUUUGGGUGUUGAGUUUGAUAAGUUCUUUGUAGAUUUUGGAUACUAACCCUUUAUCUGAUAUGUCUUUUGCAAAUAUCUUCUCCCAUUCUGUCGGUUGCCUUUUAGCUUUGCUGAUUAUUUCCUUUGCUGUGCAGAAGCUUUUUAUUUUGAUGAGGUCCCAGUAGUUCAUUUUUGCUUUUGUUUCCCUUGCCUCCCUUCUUACUCUUGCUUCCACAGUAAGAAGUUGCUGCAGCCAAGGUCAAAGAGGUUUAUGCCUGCUUUUUCCAAGAGGAUUUUGAUGGCUUCCUGUCUUACAUUUAGGUCUUUCAUCCAUUUUGAGUUUAUUUUUGUGUAUGGUGUAAGAAAGUGGUCCAGGUCCAUUUUUCUGCAUGUCACUGUCCAGUUUUUCCAGCACCAGUUGCUGAAGAGACUGUCUUUAUUCCAUUGGAUAUUCUUUCCUGCUUUGUCAAAGAUUGGUUGGCCAUACAUUUGUGGGUCCAUUUCUGGGUUCUCUAUUCUGUUCCAUUGAUCUGAGUGUCUGUUCUUGUGCCAUCUACCUCAAAUUUAAAUUAGUAGGACUGAGAGACCAGAGUACACAAGUAUAUAGUUUAUGUGUUAUCCUAGCCAACAGCCUCAAUGCACAUCUCAAUAAAAGAAAUUUGGAGAUUCUCAAAGGACUCCACAGUUUUCCAUUGCAGACAUCAAUGACCUAAUAUAGUCCUGUUUGCCCCAAACCUAAGAAAACCUGGAGAACUUUUACAGGUAUUUAGGGAUGGAGACACAUAAUGAUUUUAAAAAGUUGAUAUUAAGAAUUAAUGUAAUGGCUCUUAGAUCUUGUAGCUAGUACUCUAUACAGUGACACUGAUGAUUAUAUGAUGGCUCCUUGAGAUAUUGCAUGGUCAUGCUCACAGUUAAAUAAGAAUUUGGAUAAGACACAAAAACAGGAAAAAAUUUGUUUUUAUCAACAGAAUGCCCUUGUGUACAAAAAUCUUACGUGGGACAGAUGCAAGUGUGAUGUUCCAGUUAAGAGGAGGGAGAAGGCAAGAGACUACUGCUAUGCCUACCUAGCUGCUGGCCCUUUCCUUCUCCUGACACAGAUGAGCACCUGUGGCAGCCCUCUGGAACCCUGGAGUUCCAUAGAACACAUUUUGAAAACUAUCCAUUCAGACUGUUACAUGUUUUUUUUCUGCUGGUAACCCUGUAUAUAGACUUACCUCCUUCAAUCCAUCCAUUUUGAGGAUUGCUGCCAGAAUGAUCUUCCUAAAAUAUCAAGUCACUCCCCUACUGAAAAAACCAUUUUAAGGAUUUCUUAGUAAGGCAUUUAAGAUAAUCCACAAUGUAGCUUCAAUAUACCUUGUCAGAGGUAACGUUUGUCCUCUAAUGUUAUUCUGGACCGCUUAGUAUUCCCUGAACAUGCAUUACUUUUCCUAACUCCUGAUUUUUCUAAUGUUGUUCAAACCCAACAAGUCCAAAAAUUAACUCAUUGUCUGUCUCUCCAAUCCAAACCAACUUCUCCUGAUUUCCCAACACUGUUAAUAGCACCACAAUCCCACUGAAAUCCUCAUUCAUCCAUUAUGUUCCAUCACAAAUGCCAUUCCUUUUAGGAAGCCAUUUUUCAUUCCAGGUUGGAAUUUAUCCCUUUUUCUGAAACUUAGUAACAUUUUAUGUCUAAUGACUGCCAGAACCUAACUCCAUUUUAUGUAUAAACAUGAAGUAUUUUUGGAUGGUUUUAAUACAGCCUAAAUUGUCUAGCAAUGCAACUACUAUAUAAAUGAAGAGAAGAUGAUUCUUUGUUAUGUUGAGAGCCAAGACUCUUUUGCCAUUAUUGAUGCAACCUGUAUCCUUCUGCAUUUUUAGGCCUUACAUUCAUGGUGACUCUACAAAUAUAUCUGACUACAAUAAUAUUAUGUUUUCUAGAAUGAUUGUGCUGGUAUAUUUACAUAUUGAAAGACAAAUUAUUUUGUUAUUUUUUUAUCUUUAUAUGACAGUUGGGGCUUCAUUAAAAAAAACUCACAUGUGUGGAUAGGUUAUAUUUAAUUCAUGAUGAUAAAAGAGGUAUUACAAAAUAUUUUUUCUAAAAGGGGGACACUUCUUUCUGAGUCAUUGACUGUGUGCAUCAGAGUGGUCUGAGCUGGGGGUCUUUCACCAAGAUGCUUCAAAGCCUUUUUAAAAAUGUUUGGGUCCCCAUGAAGCCCUACUAUACCCAAGUGUACCAGGAGAUUUGGGUAGGAAUGGAGUUGAUGGGCUUCAUUGUUUAUAAAAUUGGGAAUGAUUAUAAAAGAAAUAAAGCUUUGAAAACUUUGAGUCCUGCACUUGCUUGUGGUCAUCAUUAACCAGUUUUACUUGGAAUACACAUCAGCUGGAACGUCAGUCUGUCUAUAAAUCUCAGUAAGUUAGUUCUGUGCUCUGUUGGAUAGAAACGUGAAACAUCGCUGUACACUUGUAGACAUGUUGUUUCCUUUGUGGCAUGAAUAGAUGUAACUGUGAGAUGCAAAAAAUAAAAAAUAAAAAUAAAAAAAGACACUUGGCCUUGAUAGAUUAGGUUGAGAAUCUUUCUAAGUUUACUGUACUACAAGAGAACAGCCACAGCCUAAAUAAGAUAAUGUUUAUGAAAAUCAUCUUGUAUAGUACUAGACACAAAGUUGAGGUCUAGCAAAUGUUUAUCUUAGUUCAUAAAUCAUUUACAGGUAUCCUUUAGAUCCUUGCCAAUCUAAAUAUAAUCUGUGGACCAGCAUCAGCAACAUCUGGCAGUUGUUACAAAUGCAGAAUCUUAGGCCAGACUUGCUGAAUUAAAAUCUGCAUUUUAACAAGGUUCCUAGGGAAUUCUUGUGCACAUUGAAAUCUUAUCAACCUUGCCCACAGUUUGAAAAGUGUCAGUGUAGCUUAUCAUCACUCUCAUAGCACAUGUUUGAUUAGUAGUGGAUCAUCUUUAUAUAUGUAUUUGGAAUAUAUAUUUUAUUUAAUUGCUGAUUUUAUUUUUUAUUUUUUAAAAACAUUUUUACUGUUUAUUUUUGAGAGAGAGAGAGAGAGAGCGAGUGGAGGAGGGGCAGAGAGAGGAAGAGAGAGAAUCUGAAGCAGGCUCUGUGCUGACAGCAGUGAGCCUGAUGUGGGGCUCAAACUCAUGAACAGUGAGAUCAUGACAUGAACUGAGGUCGGGUGCUUAACCCACUGAGCCACGCUGGCACCCCCUAAAUGCUGAUUUAAAAAAAAUUUUUUUUAAUGUUUUAUUUAUUUUUGACAGAGAGAGAGAGAGAGAGACAGAGCAUGAGCGGGGGAGGGGCAGAGAGAGUGGGAGACACAGAACCCGAAGCAGGCUCCAGGCUGUGAGCUGUCAGCACAGAUCCUGACACGGGGCUCAAACUCACAGACCGCGAGAUCAUGACCUGGGCCGAAGUCAGAUGCUCAACUGACUGAGCCACCCAGGCAUCCCUAAAUGCUGAUUUUAAAAGAUAGUUGAACAAUGAAAGCUUUAGAGCAUUUAUUUUUUUACUUAUAUUGUCAUACAUUUGUGACACAACCUAAUCCAAAAAUCAGAA